Paramecium tetraurelia is the source of this 2148-nucleotide messenger RNA. RefSeq lists its product as uncharacterized. Gene Ontology annotation, cellular component: cytosol. The transcript has 4 exons. The record is from RefSeq and is a predicted model, not a curated record. NCBI's taxonomy places the organism in Eukaryota, Ciliophora, Oligohymenophorea, Peniculida, Parameciidae. Gene Ontology annotation, molecular function: protein kinase activity; ATP binding. Gene Ontology annotation, biological process: protein phosphorylation.
AUGGGAGCCGCCGAUUCAAAGCCAAUUAACAAGCUCUUUGAGCAUUAUUCCUUGCUGAAUGUUCACAAUAAUGAUUUCCCUGAAUGCAAGAUCUUAUAACAUAAACAUGAUCCGCAUUAAUAAUUAAUCUUACGUGCCAUCAAUAUUACUGAUGAAGAUCAUUUUAAGAAGACUAUUCAUCAAUUUUAGAGCAGACAAAAGAUUAAUCAUCCUAAUAUUCUAAAUCUCAGCAAUUACUUUUAUGAAUUUGAACAAUAACUAUGUGGAUAAUUUUACAAGGUUAAUUUACUAUUUGAAUAUCCGUAAAGCAAUUUAGACAGAGUACAGACUAUCAAUGAAAUUCAAUUAAUUGAUUAUCUGAAACAAGCAAUAUCUGGUUUAGCGUGCUUAUAAAGAAAUUAAAUUUCGCAUAAUACUUUAUAACUUAGGUAUUUAUUCUUAAUGAAUGGGGUUGUGAAAGUAAGUGAUCCUCAGUAUUUCCAACAGAAUACUAAUUAUGUUCAAAUAUUACAGAAUCCUAAUUGCAUGGAGUCAAUUUAUUUGUCCCCUACUUUAGUUAAUACAAUUAGGUCAAAUAAUUGGUGGCCUAAGCAUAAUCAAUAUAAAAGUGAUCUAUUUACUUUGGGGAUGCUUUUCUUACACCUAAGCUUGAAUCAAGUAAAUAGUGACUGUUACAAUUACACCCAAGGCAAAUUUUUGGAAGACCAAUUGACUAUAAAACUCCAAAAAUUAAGAACUCGAUUUGGAUAACAAUUUUGUAAUUUUAUUUCAAUGAUGCUCAUUAUAUAAGAAGACUAAAGACCUGAUCUAAUAUAAAUGGAACAAAUUAUUAAUUAAUAAGGAAAUUCAUAUUACUCAUAAUAACAAGUACCUAAUGUAGUUCCAAGAUAGAUAAUACAACCUUAGCCAAUUGGGUAGAUGGAGACAAUUCAUUAACCUAAUUCAAACUCAUUAUAAUUGGAAUUUGCAUAUAAUACAUAAAAUAAUCAAUCAAGGAGAAUAAAUCAAGUUCAAGCUAUAUCACCUAUUGAAUAUGCUCAUCAAUACACUAUCAAAACAAAUUCUUCAUAACGAAGUUCAACACCAGUCAAUAAAUAUACUAUUCCAAUCUAAUAAGCCUAAUUAUAAACAAGAGAUAGGUCACUUCCAAAAUAAAAAACUCAAAGCUAAAAUGCUAGUUCGAGAUAGCUGAAUUAUGAAUACUAAAAUAAAAACAAUCAGCUAUAUACACAUAAUAAAAAUAAUGCAAUAGUAACCACAACAACAACAACUGAUUAGUCUAUCCUUAGUAAUAAAAAUUCAAUUCAACAAAUUUCUCUUCCUCCUAAGUAAUCGAUGCAUUAAAAGAAUUCGAAAUCUGCAUAGGUCAAUUAAUAAACAGAGUCAAAUAUACUCCCAAUUUAAGUAUUUCCAGCAUCAUAAGAUUAAUGUGAUUCUUUAUCCAAGAUUUUCCAUUCAGAAAUGUGUAGUAGACCUUCCAAAUUUGAUGUGAACAUAGACGCUUAACAAGAUGAAGAUAUAAAUACUCAGAGAUAAGGAAAAUUUGAAUCCUCCAAAAUUUUAAGUGACUCUACCAACUUACCAUAGUAGAUUAAGAAUACGAUAACAAAAGAGUUCAGUUUGCCAUGUGAGACGUCUCAAAUCAAAGUUGAGAAAGCUGAUGGGGCAGAGUUCGUAGUGGAACAUUAUGGAAAUGGAUCACGUUAUGAGGGUAUGAAAAUGAAUGGGAUGAGACAUGGAUAAGGAAGAUUUUAUUAUUAGGAUGGUGGUUUGUAUGAUGGAGAAUGGAAAGAGAAUAAAAUGCAUGGGGAAGGAAAAUUAUAUUACGGAACAGGAUAGCCUGCGUAUGAGGGGAAGUGGAACGAGGAUCAAUUUGACGGUUUUGGAACUUUGUAUAAUGAGCAUCCUUAGAUGUUGGAGGAAUCCUUUGAUUAUAGGGACUUUGAUUAUGUGGAGGAUUAUUGGAUAAAAUAUAGUGGUAAUUUUUGGAUGGAUAACAAGGAGGGUUAGGGAAGUUUGCAUUUAACGAAUGGGGAGAGAUUUGUAGGGUAGUUCGAGAGGGACUUAAUAAACGGGAGAGGGGUGUUUUACAGAAGGGAUGGAAAGAUGAUGGAGGGGAGAUGGGUGGACAAUAAAUUAGUGUAUUGA